This is a messenger RNA of Hemiscyllium ocellatum (epaulette shark), 806 nucleotides long. RefSeq names its product cytokine-like protein 1 (gene cytl1). The transcript has 4 exons. Lineage: Eukaryota; Metazoa; Chordata; Chondrichthyes; Orectolobiformes; Hemiscylliidae. Gene Ontology annotation, biological process: positive regulation of transcription by RNA polymerase II. The coding region runs from base 114 to 530 and encodes 138 amino acids. The record is from RefSeq and is a predicted model, not a curated record.
GAGCAGGUUCAGAACUAGGAGCUCAGCUCCCUGCAGUUAAUAAGCAGGGAGGCGCAGUCAAGGGGGGAACCUUCCAGUUCAUACAACCCGGGCGGCUGUGAAAAGGGCCAGUUAUGGAUUUCUUACGGAAAAUCGUUCUCCUCUCCACGCUCCUUAUCAUCGCCGAUUGCGCCCCGCCAACAUGCUACUCCGCUGUUCUGAGACAAAGUGAACGAAUCACGGAGUUAAUGGGAAGAUUAGAUACCUUCUCAGUCACGAAACGCUGCCUUGCUAACCUACCGAAGCUCUACAUUAAUGUGCAUAACUCUUGUGUGAUGACCAAACUCCGCGACCACCUCUAUUCUUUGGACAAUCUCCUUACUCCCCAGUGUAAGGAGCUCAAGAGAAUUGCAUUUCUGAAACUACGCAUCAAGCGCUUCUACAACCUGAUCAGUCGAUUCUGCUACCGGGACCUUGUGUUCUUCACUGACGACUGCGCCGAUCUGGAACGUCCACCUCCUGCAGAUCCCCAGGAACACCUCUCCCAGUGAAAACGUUGGCUUUUCAGCGACCGAGUGGGUUUACAUUGGACCACCGGCCUCAUCCGAGAACAGAAGGGUUACUUACUUUAAUCAAAAGGGCAUGCUUUCAAUCUGUGUGUGUGUAGCAGGAAUGCGUGUUUCUACCUAACAAUAAGUUGCUGUUUCACUCAAUGGGCGAAUGCGUUCCUUUAUGCGAGGCAGGGGAUUGGGCGCCUGAGAGUAAUCUUUCCUACACUGGACCUUCUACUGUACUGCAAUUUAGCAAAAAAUGAAAUAAACGAGAUU